UCUCGGCUCGGGUGGCACUCAAUAAAGCGGAACAUGAAUGUCUGUUGGCGGAAUGUUUUUUUGGUUGCACCGAAAAGCAAGUUUCUUCAUAGUGGGACCUGUCCGACUGUCGGUGGCCGAAACAACAAGCGACGUAUAAAUAAAAGACAAGUGUUAGCCCGUCAGAUCACCUCCAAGUUGUGCAUACUAACGGCUGAAGGAUUCCGAAGUGGUUGACGGCUCCGCCAGCGAGAGCUUCUGGACACUCGUAACUAUGAACGUUCACUCUGGACUUCCAUCGCCACUUUCCGAUCCGGACCGGCUGUCGACUGUCUCCGGAGACUAUCAAUAUUUUCACUAUGGCUGUGACGGCUUCAGCGACCGGGGCUGGGGAUGCGGGUACCGGACAAUCCAAACAAUAUCUUCCUGGCUACAGUUCAACCGAGUCGACCAACCUCGACCACCACCAAGCAUCUCAGAGAUCCAACGGGCUUUAGUGUCAAUGGAGGACAAACCCAACCACUUCUGCGGCUCCAGGGAGUGGAUAGGUACCGUAGAGGCCUCCCUGGUUCUGGAACACUUCUACAACGUUCCAUCUCGGCUGAUCCACGUGAGGGGUGGAGGGUCAGACCUGGAAACGGUCGCAGUGGAAGAGCUUCGCCGGCACUUCCAGAAGCACGGCUGUCCGGUUAUGAUGGGUGGGGACCGGGACAAUUCCUCCAAAGGCGUGUUGGGUGUGUGUUCGGGAAAGGAGGGAAGCUUCCUUCUCGUGUUGGACCCCCACUACUGGGGUCCUCAGCUUGGGGUGCAGGAGCUACAGCUUGAGGGCUGGGUGAAGUGGAGAGAAGUGUCCACCCUCGACAGAACCUCAUUCUAUAACCUCUGUUUGCCUCAGUCAGGCCCAAAUAAAAAUUUCCAACCAUAA
Molecule: messenger RNA, 904 nt
Organism: Synchiropus splendidus (mandarinfish)
Lineage: Eukaryota; Metazoa; Chordata; Actinopteri; Syngnathiformes; Callionymidae
Gene: ufsp1
Product: UFM1-specific peptidase 1 (non-functional)
Exons: 1
Coding region: 254-904 (216 amino acids)
Source: RefSeq, a predicted model, not a curated record